GCUGUUGACUGUAUUCCCGGAUGUCAAAUACACUCAUAAAACACAUCUGUGAAUCCACUUUUCAGCAUCUGAGGCAAGGAAGCAAGAGGAAUCCAGAGCUCACAGAGAGUCCCUUAGCAGAGCUGAAGUGUCAAAAAUUGGAAAUCUGCAAAAGAUUGGCCAUGGCGGUGAAAUCCAAGGCAGUGGUGUCAUUCCGAGCGAGAACAGGAAGGUGCUGAAUGUUAGUCGAGGGCCUCAAGCGAGUGGCUCAGUGUGUCGGGUUACUGUAACAACAAACAGACGACGAUAGCUGCCACAAGGCUAUCGGGUCACCAGCUUAUAAAUACUUGUGCCCAACCUCAGCUCACUGCAGACAGCAUGACCUCCGCAGAACCGAGCACUUAGUUGCUGCGUCUGUCUGGAUCCAAGGGCCUCCGGGCAGCAUUAAACCCUUCCUCGCCAAGCACCCAGUGGGUGGGGAGUGGGGGAAGCGGGGUUAGUGCUCAGCAGCAGAGAAGUGUCGGUGAUAGGGGAAGGGUUUUCGAGUUUUCUGCCCCACCCCCACCCCAGCCCCCACAACCUCCUCACCCCAACGCCACCACGCUCAGAAUGCCACAGCCAGAACCUGCCCUGUCGGACAAGGACAUGGAGGCUGUGCACCCGCAGGGGGAGGAAGGGAAGAGGAAGGUUUACUGCGAGGAGCAUGGCGAGACGCUCAAGAUGUACUGCACAGUGGACCAGACACCCAUGUGCCUGCUUUGCAUCGACACGGAGACCCACAGGGAUCACAACUUUAAUCCCAUCAGUGAGGCCGUUCGAAUCUACAAGAAUGAACUGAGAUCCUCCCUAAACGCACUGAAGGAGAGAAAGGCAAUGUUCACUGGGAUUAUGUACAAACAAGAACACAGGAUCUCAGCUCUCAAGGGGACGAUCGAGGGUCUGACACGCCAUGUCUCGGAGGAGUUUGCGAGAAUGCGCCGGUUCCUGGACGAGAGGGAGAAAGGCCUGAAGAAGGAGCUGGCCGAGUACACAAGUGGUUUGCUGCAGCCCUUGGAAGAAAACUUGCGAGGUAUCCAGCGGGCGCUGAUCUCCAUCCAGAAGGAUAUCAUAUACUGCCAGGCCACUGCUAAUCAACGCGACAGCCUGCAGUUCCUACAGGAAAUCAAUUGGCUGAGAGAGAGGCCCCACGAGGAAUUUCAACACCCCUCCGUGGUCUCUGCAAAGCUGAGCCUGGGGCUAUUUAAAGGGCCCCUCCAGUACCGAGUGUGGAAGGAGAUGAGGAACAGCAUCAGUCCAGUCCCAGCACCGCUGACCCUUGACCCAGACACCGCCAACCCCUGGCUUGUCCUGCUGCAGGACAUGACCAGCGCCGGGGUCAACGAGACAUGGCAGGAGGUCACCGAUGAUCCGCGGAGGUUCGACUCCUCACCCUGCGUCCUGGCCUCUGGGGGAUUCAGGGCGGGGAGGCACUACUGGGAGGUGGAAGUGCGGGGUAAGACGGAGUGGGUGGUGGGGGUGGCGAGGGAGUCGGCCGAGCGGAAGGGGGACAUCACCCUGUCCCCGCAGGAUGGCUACUGGGCUGUGUGGCUGAGGAACGGCAGCAACUACCGGGCCCUGACCUCGCCCCCCACCCGGCUGGCCCCGACCUCCGACCCCGGCAAGGUCGGAGUUUACCUGGACUACGAGGGAGGGCAGGUGUCUUUCUACGACGCCGACCGGAUGUCCCACCUCUACACGUUCUCUGCCAUGUUCACCGAGAAACUUUAUCCAUUCUUCAGCCCGGGACUGAGGGAUGGACGGAGGAAUUCGGCCCCAGUCACAGUCUAUCAGCUCAAGCUAUAGGCCAGGGCUGGCCUGGGCGCGUGUUUGGUCAUGAUGGGUUGCUGAGGUGUCUACCAUGGGAAGGAAAGGGAUUUGUGUUUACACAUCUUCUAACACCUCCAGACAUCCCAAAGUGCCAAUGUAAUGUGAAGCGAGAGGGACUGCCCUUGACCUCAUGGCCACAUUUGACCGAGUGUGGCACCAAGGAGCCCUAGCAAAACUGGAGUCAAUGGGAAUGAGGGGGAAAACUCUCCAUUGCACAAAGGAAGAUGGUUGUGGUUGUUGGAGGUCAAUCAUCUC
This is a messenger RNA of Carcharodon carcharias (great white shark), 2100 nucleotides long. Its product is annotated as zinc-binding protein A33-like. Gene Ontology annotation, molecular function: protein binding; zinc ion binding. The record is from RefSeq and is a predicted model, not a curated record. The transcript is spliced from 6 exons. Lineage: Eukaryota; Metazoa; Chordata; Chondrichthyes; Lamniformes; Lamnidae. Bases 589 to 1821 code for a protein of 410 amino acids.